Molecule: messenger RNA, 512 nt
Organism: Triticum aestivum (bread wheat)
Lineage: Eukaryota; Viridiplantae; Streptophyta; Magnoliopsida; Poales; Poaceae
Exons: 1
Coding region: 18-290 (90 amino acids)
Source: RefSeq, a predicted model, not a curated record
GGGAAGAAGGGGUCGACAUGGAGGGAUCGUCGGCGGCGUCGGCGGUGAUGGGGGCGGCGACGAGGGUGGCGCGGGCGGGGGCGAAGGUGUGCGGUAAGGAGGAGAAGGUGGUGGGCGUGCAAAAGGCGUCGGGGAGUUGCCCGUACUGCGGCGGCGGGGUGGUGGCCACAAACGUGGAGGCCAAGUGGGUGCUCUGCUUCCUGCCGCUCUGCCUCAGGAACAAGCGCAGGUUCGCCUGCACCGCAUGCGCCCGGCGCCUCAUCACCUACCCCGCCAUUGUCCAGGACUAGUUGCUGCUUAAUUAGUCUUUUUUUCAUACUAUUUCAUUCUCCUACCCCCUUUGUUUAAUUCUUUGGAGAUUGAUCACAGAACUGAAGAUUUUCGUUAGAUGCCAGAUCGAACAACUAGAGAUCGAUUGAUGUGCGUCCCGGCCGGUUGCUUUCCGUGCCCGUAGAUCUUGAUUUGGAUAUCUGCUUGAUUGUUUUCUUGAUUCUGGCUAGAUGUUUCUUGCU